This is a messenger RNA of Pezoporus occidentalis (night parrot), 497 nucleotides long. Its product is annotated as protein arginine N-methyltransferase 5-like. The annotation marks the transcript as partial. Gene Ontology annotation, biological process: regulation of DNA-templated transcription. The transcript has 4 exons. The record is from RefSeq and is a predicted model, not a curated record. NCBI's taxonomy places the organism in Eukaryota, Metazoa, Chordata, Aves, Psittaciformes, Psittacidae. Gene Ontology annotation, cellular component: nucleus; cytosol.
UUUCUAACUGUUGCCUCUGUGUCGCCGUGGGUCCGUGCCCCACAGCGGGGGGCGUGAGCAUCCCCUGUUCCUACACCUCCUUCCUGGCGCCCAUCUCCUCCUCCAAGCUCUACACCGAGGUGCGGGGCUGCCGCGAGCGCGACCGCGACCCCGAGGCCCAAUUCGAGAUGCCCUACGUCGUCCGCCUCCACAACUACCACCAAUUGGCCGCCCCCCAACCCUGCUUCACCUUCCAACACCCCAACCCCGAGGCAGCCAAUGACAACAGCCGGUACCGCCUCCUGAGCUUCCGGGUCCAGGUGGACUCCGUGCUCCAUGGCUUCGCUGGUUACUUCGAGACCACUCUCUAUGGGGACAUCACCCUCAGUAUCCGCCCGGAGACGCACUCCCCGGGGAUGUUCUCCUGGUUCCCCAUCUUCUUCCCCAUCAAGGUACCGCCCCCAACAUGGCCGCCCCCUGUGGGCGCCGCCAUCUUGGCUCCGCCCCCUCCACCAUGG